AUGUCUGCUGGGCAUCCGUCCGGCGUCGGAAUCAUGUUUAUGAGAAGUACAACAAAUAUGCUCUGUCCAAAUCUAUUCGGUACGUUUCCUGAUCCGUCUAAUUCACAAAAUUAUAUUCAUUGUUCCUAUGGAGUUAUGCAAGUUAUUGUUUGUCCUCAGCGCUGCUUUUACAACGACGGUAUUAAAGGUUGCAGUCCUCAGUCUUCAUCAUCAGUAACCACUAAUAAUCUUCAACUUCCACUGCUGAUAUUACCGGAAAAUUUCGGUCGUCAAUUUAUAAAGGAUUUUAAUAAAUUCCAACCUUCAGCGCCAGUUCAAUCUUAG
Messenger RNA from Thelazia callipaeda (thelaziosis nematode), 324 nucleotides. Lineage: Eukaryota; Metazoa; Nematoda; Chromadorea; Rhabditida; Thelaziidae. The record is from the annotation of a GenBank genome assembly.